CUGGACUGGAACUACUCCAAGCAUAGACGGUUUUUUAUGAAGUAGCAGAGCUCUUCUAUCAAUUAUUCAAUAAAGUUUUCAACCCGGUACGAUUUUACAGGAAAUAGAAGAAAUAAACCCAGGAUACUUGAAUCAUGUCUUUAGAAGAGAUUUCUAUUGGGAAUGAGUUGAAAGAUUCGUUCAAACCAACGUCUAAGUGGAUCAACAAUGGAAUCAACUGGCUUGGUGAUAUUGAAGAGUUUUAUCGAGAAAGGGCUUCAAUUGAAAAAGAAUAUGCCAAUAAAUUGAAAGAUUUAACCAAACGACAUUUUGAAAAAAAGGCGAAGAAUUCAUCCCAUCUAUCGGUUGGUGAUGAACCUCAGAUCACUCCUGGAUCUUUAGAGAGUGCCUCUGUUGUUUUAUGGAAUGAAGUUUUAACUCAGACCGAAGCAAUUGCCGAAGAAAAAAUUGCCUUUAAUAAAGAGAUCAAUUCUAAGAUUGCCGAAAAUUUGGUUAGUUUGAAAGGUAAAUCAUCCAGAAUUAGUAAACACAUUGAAACAAUUAAUGAAUUUCUCAAAUCUGAGAAGACAGCUGUUGAAGAGGAAGUCAAUAAGUCCAAAAAAGCAUAUGAUAACUUAUGUCAAUCUACUGAAAAUGCUAGACAAAAGAAUGAAAAAUCUCCUGGAGAGAAACAUCAAAGGAAAUUAGAAGAAAAAACUAUAGAUAUGAAUGUAGGUAAGAAUGAAUACUUAAUCAAGAUAAACAUAGCAAAUCGUUUGAAAGACAAAUAUUACUAUCAAGACGUUCCAGAAAUUUUAGAUUAUUAUCAAGAGUUGAAUGAAUCGAGAGUUGCUGUAUUAAAUAAAUUAUUGAAAAAUGCAUCAAUUAUUGAAAGAAACUCAAAUGAUCGUAUAAAAGAAAAACUUCAUUUAAUUGAUUCAACUAUUGAUCAAAAUAACCCAAAAUUAGAUAUUGCCAUGUUCAUAAAACAUAACACCAUUGAUUGGAAGGAGCCAGCCGAUUUCUAUUAUAUUCCUUGUGACAUUUGGCACGAUGACGAAAGCUUAAUAACGAAAGAACCUGAAUUAACCACUUUGAAAAAAGAAUUGAGUACGAGUUUGACUAAUCACCAAAGAUUAGAAGAUUUAUGCUUAGCGUCAAAACAAAAAUUAGAAGAAUUAACUAAUGAAAGAAAACAGGAUACUGCAAACAUUACCCUAAAAUUCGAUACUAAAUUAGACGAUUCUUUGACUAUAUUGAAUAGAUUUAUGAAGGAUGAUUCUAUGAGACUUAGAAAUGAAGUUCAAAUUGAAGUUAUACAAAACUUUGCUGGUGAUAAAGAUUUAAGAUAUGUUGAACCGGCAAAACAAAAGAAGUCAAAAUUAGGUUUUUUGAAAAGUAAAAAAUCAGCUACUCCAACUCAGGGUAACGUAGUUCCAACAGAUGAUGAUAAUCAUUCUCUCAAGUCUGCGGCAAGUCAUGCUACUUCAGCUUCCCAUUCAGGUCUUUUCAAUUUAAGAAGAAACCGUGCCCAAUCAAAUGCUUCAUCCACAAUCAGUAACGGAGGUGGAAACCAAGGUAAAGCAUUAUACCCCUACCAAGCUUCUGGUGCUGAUGAAGCUAGUAUCAAUGCCGGAGACGUUUUCGAUAUUGUUGAUGAAGAUGAUGGAUCUGGUUGGACAAUGAUCCAUUCAGCUAAUGGUCAAGAAGGUUUGGUGCCUACCUCGUAUAUUGAGAAUAUUCCUCAUAUAUCUACAGAUGAUACCGGUGGUAGUUAUAAAAAGAAAGGACCUUCUGUUGCACCUAAGAGAGGUGCUAAAAGAGUCCAGUAUGUUGAAGCGUUAUAUGAUUAUAAUGCUGAUGGAGAUGAUGAAUUGAGUAUUAAAGCUGGCGAUAAGAUAGUUUUAAUACAAGAUGAUACAGACGGUAGUGGCUGGACAGAAGGGGAAAUAGAUGGCCAAAGAGGUUUAUUCCCAACAUCAUACACCAGAAAGAUAUAGAAGGUAGAAUAAAAGUUUAUGUUUCCACGAUUUUUUGCAUUAAAAUCUUUUUUUUUUUAGUCAGUUUAUAUAUCAAAUAGAAAUCG
Molecule: messenger RNA, 2065 nt
Organism: Hyphopichia burtonii NRRL Y-1933
Lineage: Eukaryota; Fungi; Ascomycota; Pichiomycetes; Serinales; Debaryomycetaceae
Gene: BZZ1
Product: Bzz1p
Exons: 1
Coding region: 135-1979 (614 amino acids)
Biological process (GO): regulation of actin filament polymerization
Molecular function (GO): protein binding
Source: RefSeq, a predicted model, not a curated record